AUGGAUCGCCAGGCGGAGCUUUGGUGGAGUCCUCCACUGGCAAGGAUUAACAAGGAGACUGCAAAGGAGACUGCAAAGGCGUGGGCGCGACGAGUAAUUCUUCAUCUCAAGUUCAAAAUUUCUGAACGUUGGCUUCCACGACUCUUACCUCGGCGAGUUUCGGACGAUCAACGCCUUUUUCGGUAUCUACUUGCCGCGUUAUACGUCAUAGCCGUGGGAUCCGGUGGACCAAGGUCUUGCAUUUCAUCAUUCGGUGCUUUUCAACUGGAAGAGUCUGAUGAUCCAGCAAGCAACAAGGCCAGCUUCUUCAACUGGAGCUACUUCUUCACCAACAUCGGAGGUCUGAUUGCGGGAACAGCUCUGGUAUAUGUCCAGCAGGAAGUAAGCUGGCCGCUCGGGUUCGCCAUCCCCACAGUGGCGGUCACGGCGUCCGCCAUGAUCUUUCUCAUGGGCUGGCCGCGGUACAAGCACAAGCAACCGGGUGGGAGCCCGCUAACCAGGGUGGCACAAGUUUUCGUUGCAACUGCCAGAAACAGAAGUACAAGGAUAGAAGUCGAGCAUGCAAAUGCAACCCUCUAUGAGCUACAAGGGGAGAGUUCCAGCAUUCCAGGAAGUAAGCAGAUUCAGCACACUGCUGGAUUCGGAUUUCUCGACAAGGCGGCAGCCAUCGCUCGCGAUGAGCAAACAGCGUUUGAGAACUCACCACCGACGGGAUGGAGGUUAUGCACGGUAACGCAGAUCGAGGAGGUGAAGAUCAUCCUCCGCUUGAUGCCAGUGUGGGCGACGAGCAUCAUCUUCUCCACCGUUUUCAUCCAGACCUCGACGCUGUUCGUGCAGCAGGGGCAAGAAAUGCGCAACCGCAUAUCCGGCUUCAAAGUGCCCCCGGCAUCGCUCGCAGCAGUUGACACCAUCGCCGUCAUUCUCACAGUGCCGCUCUACGAGAGGCUUCUCGUCCCGGUUCUUCGCAGGUUGGCCGGUCAACAGAGUGGGUUGACCGGCUUGCAAAGGAUGGGCCUGGGGCUUUUACUGGCGAUGGUGGCCAUGGUUGUGGCGGGGGUGGUGGAAACGCACGCAAUGGUUCACCAGGUGAGUAUACUCUGGCAGGUGACACAGUAUUUUCUAGUGGGCGCCGCUGGAGUGUUCGCGUUUGCCGGGAGGACCGAGUUCUUCAACGAGGAGUCCCCCGAGGCAAUGCGGAGUUUGAUCGGUGCGCUGUCGCUCGCUACAAAUGCUCUAGGGAGUUAUCUCAGUAGUGUUCUUGUUCUUGCGGUGGAGAAGGUCACGAGCAAGGGUGGCGGACGCGGGAGCUGGAUCGAUCACCAUAUGGACUACUUCUUCUGGCUCUUGGCGGCACUCGUCGCCAUUGAUCUUGGCUUGUUUCUUGUGUGUGUCCGCUGCUACAGAUUCCGGGCUAUGGCGAAAUGA
Messenger RNA from Selaginella moellendorffii, 1425 nucleotides. RefSeq names its product protein NRT1/ PTR FAMILY 8.5. The transcript has 3 exons. Gene Ontology annotation, cellular component: membrane. Gene Ontology annotation, biological process: transmembrane transport. Bases 1 to 1425 code for a protein of 474 amino acids. Lineage: Eukaryota; Viridiplantae; Streptophyta; Lycopodiopsida; Selaginellales; Selaginellaceae. The record is from RefSeq and is a predicted model, not a curated record. Gene Ontology annotation, molecular function: transmembrane transporter activity.